Molecule: messenger RNA, 1572 nt
Organism: Pelobates cultripes (western spadefoot toad)
Lineage: Eukaryota; Metazoa; Chordata; Amphibia; Anura; Pelobatidae
Source: the annotation of a GenBank genome assembly
AUGUCCCAGAGGCAAAAGAAUAAGGCGGACAAAGCCGAGCGAGCAUCCUUUUUUCUCACCAGGACGGCUGCAAUAAUGCCGCGUGAAGGUGGCGGCGGCCUGCACCUUGAAGAGGGUCCGCCUCCAUCCCCCAUCUCCUCAGAGAUAGGAGCAGAUGACAGCCCCCUCACAACAGCAAACAUGAAACUGCUGAUGGCUGAACGCUCCGAGAACAUCCAGCGCAAUAUGUCUGCCCAGAUCCACACUCUGACGGCGGACUUACGCAAGGCGCUCCUCGAGGUAGGCCAACACACAGCACAGGUCGAAAGAAAGAUGGAUGAAUUUGCAGAGGCCCACAACAGCCUGGUGGAUAAACUUCAGGAAAUCAACGCUGUCCUACAUGAUCAUGCGCUGAAAAUGGCUGAUAUGGAAGACAGGUCGUGGCGCAACAACCAGUGGAUCCGCGGUAUCACGGAGACGGUCCUGAACCCGGCUCUCAACAGCUACCUGCUAGACCUUUAUAUCUCACUGCAUCUAUGCAGUACACACCAUUAAAGGACCACUCUAGGCACCCAGACCACUUCAGCUUAAUGAAGUGUUCUGGGUGCCAGGUCCUUCUAGGGUUAACCCAUUUUUUCAUAAUUAUAGCAGUUUCAGAGAAACUGCUAUAAUUAUGAAUUCAUAUAAUUAUGAAUGGGAAAAUCACAGUGAGAGCACGCCAGCGUCCAUAGGAAAGCAUUGUAAAUGCUUUGCUAUGAGCCGGCUGAAUGCGCGCGCAGCUCUUGACGCGCGUGCGCAUUCAGCCGGCGGGGCGUAUCGGAGGCGGAGAGGAGGAGGAGAGCUCUCCGCCCAGCUCUGGAAAAAGGUAAGUUUUUACCCCUUUCCCCCUUCCAGAGCCGGGCGGGAGGGGGUCCCUGAGGGUGGGGUCACCCUUCCUGGCACUAUAGUGCCAGGAAAACGAGUAUGUUUUCCUGGCACUAUAGUGGUCCUUUAAUAGCCAGACUAGCACUUUGUGCUCUCAAAAAGUCGACUUCCUUAGCGACACUGCAUGCUGUACGUGACACCAUGGACCUUAGCGUUGUCCCCCUCCACACAACAUUAGAGUAGUAACGUACAAUGUAAAAGGGCUGAAUACCCCGGGUAAGAGGAGGCUGUUGCUUAAAGAUCUUAUGAAGGAUAAGAUCGAUGAUGCAUGCAUUCAGGAAACCCACUUCAAAAUAGGGUACACCCCCAAGAUCUUGAAUAAACACUUUCCCACACAAUGCCAUGCGUUGUCAGAUAGUAACACCAAAGGCGGAUAAACUUCAGGAAAUCGACACCGUCCUACAUGAUCAUGCACUGAAAAUGGCUGAUAUGGAAGACAGGUCGAGGCACCAACCAGUGGAUCCGCAGUAUCCCGGAGACAGUCCUGAAUCCGGCACUCAACAGCUACCUGCUAGACCUUUAUAUCCCACUGCAUUUAUGCAGUACACACCAUUAAUGGCCAGACUAGCACUUCAUGCUCUCAAAAAGUCGACUUCCUUAGAGACACUACAUGCUGUAUGUGACACCAUGGACCUUAGCGUUGUCCCCCUCCACACAACAUUAGAGUAG